This is a messenger RNA of Drosophila obscura, 3350 nucleotides long. RefSeq lists its product as uncharacterized. The record is from RefSeq and is a predicted model, not a curated record. Gene Ontology annotation, molecular function: RNA polymerase II complex binding. Gene Ontology annotation, biological process: mRNA 3'-end processing. Gene Ontology annotation, cellular component: RNA polymerase II, holoenzyme. Bases 417 to 2978 code for a protein of 853 amino acids. The transcript is spliced from 8 exons. NCBI's taxonomy places the organism in Eukaryota, Metazoa, Arthropoda, Insecta, Diptera, Drosophilidae.
GUAUCGACAUAUGUACCAUCCCUGGCAAAGAUAGCUCGAUUUUUAUGUUGCUUUUCCAACAAAUUUGUUUGAAUUUUAGCCAAUAAAACGUGUAAUUAGUAACCAACACAAGCAACACUCGGUGGAAAAAUGUUCGGGGGCAAUGCAGUGAUUAGCGUUUGAACGCAAACGGGCGGUGAAAAAGCGUGGGCGAGGAAAAUUGUGUAGUGAAAAAAAAGUGCGCGUGUGGAGUGAAGAAUACAACGCUGAAAAGUAGCCGCUGCGCUGCGCCUGCUGCCUGCCUGUGGACAGACUCGACCCGACCCCCUCGAGAACGAAACGUUGUAAACAAUUGUAUUUGCGUGAUUUGCCACCACCAUCAUCCCCCGUAUAUCGUGUUACAGUGUAAUGUGCGCUGAGUGCUGAGAACAAGUAAUAUGGCCCAAAUGAGCAGCAACGAACCCUUUGACGAUGAGCUCUUUGAGACGCGACUGGAGGCGCUGAAGGACACACAGGAGGGUAUACAGCAGAUGUCGAACUGGUGCCUGCAGCACCGCACCAACCACAAGAAGAUCAUCCAGUCAUGGCUGAAUGUAUUCAAGAGAGUGCGUGUGGACCAUCGAUUGGUGCUGUUCUAUCUGGCCAACGAUGUCAUACAGUAUAGCAAGCGGAAGCGAUACGAAUUCGUGGAAUGCUGGGCCACAGCCCUACAAAGAGCCACCACCAUGGUGCGUGAUGAACGCGUCAAGGAUAAGAUUUUACGCAUAUUCAAGAUCUGGGAGCAGCGUGAAAUCUACAAUGAGGAAUAUCUGAGCGAUCUGAGUGGUCUGCUUAAUAUCACGCCGCCAAAGAAAUCGCAAGUCGAUGCCAGCGACGAGUUCCAGAAUGCCACGCUCAUUGCCCAGGUGCGCGAGUGCGUGGAACUGGCGGAGGCCACCGACAAGAGCAUGAAGAAGCUACCAAAGCCGCCGCAUCUGGAGAUCGAGACCAUCAAGCAGCAGCUCAAGGACAAGAGCCAUUCGGGCGAUAUUGAAAAGGAAGUGGAACGCUGCGUGGCCUUCAUAAAUGCCUACAACAAGAAUUUGCAAAACGAAAUCAAGAGCCGCAAGGCGGUGCUGACCAGCGUCGAGGCGGCCAAAAAGUUCUACGAGCAUCAAGGCAGGGAGGUUAAGGUGGUGUCCAGUGCCUAUAAAAGUUUUGGCACACGCAUAAAGAUUGUGAAAAGGAAGCUGGAUGAGACCAUACCCACGCUGCUAAGUCCCAUACCCUCGCCGGACAUCAAUGCACCAUCGCCCGAGCGUGAUGCAGAUCUCCAGCUGCCCGACGAGACAACUCCGCCAUUGGGAUUGAAUAUGUUCAGCGGCGGAUUGAAUGGCUUCUCUAGCUAUUUGGACAGCGGCAAGCUCCCUUUCGACAUCAAUGACUUCAAGCGGGACUCGAAGGAUCUGGGUAGCGCCAUUGAGGUGAUUGGCUCGCGUUCGGAUGAUGAGGCCUAUGCGCCGAGUGCCAAUUUCUACAAGCCCGAGCCCAUCUCCAGCUACAGCAGCAACAACAGCAGCAGCGGUGGCGGUGGCAACAACAGCUCCAUACCUGGCUUGGGCGGCGGUGGAGGAGGAGGUGGCAACGGCGCUGCUGGCGGGGAAUACAAUCCCAAUCAAUCGCAGUUUGACAGUCCAUUGGCAGCGCCUCCGAUUUUCGGUUCGAACAACCAGGAACAGUAUGUGCCCCCGCUGCCCUCGCAUCAUGGCUAUGGCGGCAAUGGUGGCGGUGGUCAGGAUGCACAAUAUACGCCCGCUCCCAUGCCUCCACCACCGUUGCCGCCGUCCCUUGGAUCGGCUGGCGGCGGCGGUGGCGGUAGUGGAGAUGACUUCAACAACACCUGGAACAUGAGCAUGUCGUGGACGCCGCUGGACACCAGUCUGAACAGCAGUGGGGCCAGCUCCUCCGCCUAUAAUCCGCAGUCCACGCCGCACUCUCCGCCACAUUUUGAGCGCAAGGCCAGCGUCGCACCGCCAGAGUACAGCGAGCAUCUGCACAAUAAUGCCGCAGCGCUGGGCGCCGAGGAUGUGGAUCAUCGCACGCUCCAGCUGCCGCCGGCCUUCAAUUUCGGUGCCAAGCUGGGUCUCAGCCAGGACAAGACACGCCAGCUGGUGGACAUAGAUCAUAGGAAUCUGAUAUCCCUCACCGGUUCCCCCGGUGGUGCAGAUAAGGAUUUUGGUGGUGGCGGGGAUGUGGACUAUCGCAUUGUGCCGGGCUCGGCAGAUGAGGGCAUCAUGGCCCCCCCUGGCAAUAACUAUGCCAAGACCAAGACCAGCUCUCCCCACAAAUCCAAUGCGAGCUCCUCAUCGGAAUCAGAUCGUUUGGAUGGCGGCACGCGCUAUGAUCCUGCUGAUAUGGUCAUAGACAUGGACAUGUCGGACGAUGAUAUCGAUGAGUCGCUGCGAGAGCCCAAGGAGGAUCUGGAGGAGGCUGAAGCGGAUGCCAAUGGCGGUUUGACGCCCUCGCGUCCUGUGCUGUUGGAAACGCCCACGGAUUUCAUGAAUCCCUGGGAGUCGAACAACAGUUUUCUGGGCCAGCCCAUGCAAGAUAUGUCCGGGGAGCAGGAGCAACAGCAGCAUUCACCGCUCGGCCCGCAGCAACAACAGCAACAGCAGCAGCAGCAGCCAUGGAAUCAAAUGCCUCAAAUGCACAUAGGAGCGGGUGCACCGCCGCCGCCGCAACCGCCGUAUGGACCGCCCUUUCCCUAUCAGCGUUUCGGACCGCCCAUGAACAGUCCUGACAACAUGCAGCAGCGUGGCCGUGGACGAGGUCGGGGCUGGUCGAACCAGGGACCGUAUCCGAGGCCACCGUAUCAGCGGCCGCCUGGACCCUACGAUGGGGGACCCGGACCAGGGCCCAGGCCGUUCUAUGCACGCGGCGGCGGCGGGCCUGGAGGCGGUGGUGGCAUCGGUGGUCAGAUGCGUGGACGUGGGCGCAUGCGUGGUAAAGCUUGGAUGUAAUUACGUUACGUACUCGUAUUAUAGAACUUCACAACACAAACAGACAACAGACAAAAGAAAGCACGUGCCGUCGCACUGUGUCGCCUUCGUUUUAGUUCGUAGUCCUCUCUCACUUAUCUCAACGCGAUUUAGUUAAACACCGACGUAAAAUGUACAGAACAAACCUCCAAAGGCAACCAACCUGCAUGGGAGGGCGGCCCAACAAAAUGGCAUCCAAUAUAUAUCGUGUGUCUAUAUACUAUAUAUAGUAUAUGUAUAUCUUUUAAGACGCUUUAAUCGGUUGAGAGGGUUGAUCGAUCGUUUACUAAUUAAUAAGACAAUUAUACAGAUUUUAAAUUAUUGCAAAACCAACCAACCAACCUACCAACCAAC